UGUCAUAAAUUUUAUUAUUUUUUUUAAUAUUAAAUUACAAAUUAUUUAAUAAAAAAAUAAAAUAUUUUAAAAAAAAAAGGAACAACAAAAAAACCACAAAAGUGUCUCAUUAUUACCCAAAAAAAUUUAAUUAAAUAACAUUAAAAACCAAAAAUAAUAACAAAUAAAAAUUUAUUUAGUUGAAUUUUAAUUCAAAACAUGUAAAUAACACAGAAAAAUCGAUUAAAUUGUUUUGAAAUUUGCUAAAAAACAAAAAAAAAAAGAACAAAGGUGAUAAUUUUUGUAAAAACUGUAGAACUCAACUAUGGAAUUGAAGUAAAAAAAUUUUAGAAAAAUAAAACACAUAAAAUCAUUGCAGAAUUAAACAAGUCCUGCGUGUGUUCAUAUUAAAGAUCAUAAAAAAGAGCGUCAUCUAUAUGUCAAAUUUAAUUAGCUAAUUUGAACAUUAAUAUUGAAAUUGGGUUUUUUGAAUUGAAUGAGAAUUCCAAUAAUUUCAAUAGCGUUCCUUUUUUUGUUUUCUCUUUAAGAAAAAUGUUCAAUUCCAUAUCAAAAUUAUCUAAACGAAUUAUUUUGGAAAAGCUCAAACGCGAUCCAGAUCACAAUGAAAUUUAGAAUUCUAAGGUAAUCCUUCACUAACCAAAGCAAAAGAAAGAUAAAAAGAAUAAAUUAGGAAAACAAUUCAUUGAAUUAAAAAGAGAUAAGAACGGAAGGAAUUGAAAUUAAUCAGCGGGCAAGUGGCAAGCAAGUGGGCGGGAUACUCAAAAUAUUUAAUAGUGAAACAAAACACAAAAUAAACACGGGCGAGGUGAUUAAAAUAAUAUUAAUAAAAGAACGUUAUUGUAAAAAUUAUAAAUAUUUGAUUAUAAAUUUAAAUUAAUAAUGCCAGUGUUUAAUAUAAUAUCACGUCGACAACAAAAGGCUGAAGACACUCUUGAAGAUAUUAUAACAUUUGAAUCGUCUGAUUUAGCAGAAUCAUUAAAAUUGGAUACAAGUUUUUCUAGUAAUGACGUCUCAAUUAAAGAAGAACCUCGGAUACUAACCGAUGCUGAAAUGCAUGCAAUGGCAAAAGAUCGACAAAAAAAAGAUAAUCAUAAUAUGAUUGAACGACGUAGACGAUUCAAUAUAAAUGACAGAAUUAAAGAACUAGGAACUUUAUUACCUAAAACCAAUGACCCAUAUUAUGAAGUUGUACGUGACGUGCGUCCAAAUAAAGGAACAAUAUUAAAAUCAUCAGUUGAUUAUAUAAAAUGUUUAAAACACGAAGUAAAUAGAUUAAAACAGAAUGAUUAUCGUCGCAAAGAAAUUGAGCAUCAAAAUAGGCGUUUAUUGAUGAGAAUCCAGGAAUUGGAAAUGCAAGUUAAAUCUCAUGGAUUACCACUUACAGAAUUUAGUAUAAAUUCAUAUUCGCCAACGGCAUCUAUAUCAAAUGCAUAUAUAAAAUCCGUAAGUCCAAAUUUGACUUCAAGUCAACAAAAUAAUAAAUUAAAUACUAUGAAUCAAGAUCAACGAAAUCAUCAUCAUAAUCACCGAAUGCCUACAAAUAUGUCAGAAGUAAUAGCCUCAAAAAUUAUCGAGCCAAUAAACGACGCGACCAAAUUAAAUUUAUGUCAAAUGGAAGAUUUAAUGGAAGAUGAUCACCCAGUACAUGGUGGUGAUCCAAUGCUAUCACAUAAUAUAUUAUCAUCACCACAUUCCUCGUCUGCUUCAAUAACAUUAGAUGAUUUAGAUAGAAUAACACCAAAUGAUUUAAAUAUGGACGAACAUGAUUUACAAAAUAAUUUAAAUAACAAUGAAGACAAUAAUAACAAUAAUAAUAAUAAUGAUCAACAUCAAGCGCAACGUCAUAAUUAUGAUUAUUAUAGUAUAUGUAAAAAUACAAAUAUUGAUAAUCAUUUAAUAAAUAAUAAUUUAAAUAAUUGUGAUGAUAUUAAUUGUAAUAACAAGAAUAAUAUCAAUAAA
Condylostylus longicornis is the source of this 1959-nucleotide messenger RNA. It is a transcript of the gene Mitf, whose product is annotated as transcription factor EC. The transcript has 6 exons. Gene Ontology annotation, biological process: regulation of transcription by RNA polymerase II. The record is from RefSeq and is a predicted model, not a curated record. The annotation marks the transcript as partial. Lineage: Eukaryota; Metazoa; Arthropoda; Insecta; Diptera; Dolichopodidae. Gene Ontology annotation, cellular component: nucleus. Gene Ontology annotation, molecular function: DNA-binding transcription factor activity, RNA polymerase II-specific; RNA polymerase II cis-regulatory region sequence-specific DNA binding; protein dimerization activity.